AUGAGGGUGAUAAACAUAACCACAGUGAGUGGCUUCCUCCUCCUGGGGUUCUCUGAUACCCGGGAGCUGCAGAUCCUACACACUUUUCUCUUCUUGGUGAUGCAACUGUUGGGCUUGGCAGGUAACUUCAUCAUCAUCACCAUCACAAUGCUGGACCCACAGCUCCAAUCUCCAAUGUAUUACUUCCUGAAGCACCUGUCCCUUCUCGACCUCUCCUCCCUGUCUGUUACUGUCCCCCAGUCUAUCCACAAUUCCCUGACUGGCAGUGGAUAUAUUUCCUAUGCUCAAUGUGUACUUCAGGUUUUCUUCUUCACAUCUUUGGCCUGGGGUGAUGUGGCCAUUCUCACAGUGAUGUCCUAUGACCGCUAUGUGGCCAUCUGCCUCCCACUGCACUAUGAGGUCAUCAUGAGUCCCAGAAUAUGCAGGUGGGCUGUGUCAGCUAUGUGGAUAAGUGGAGGCAUCUCAGGAACCUUGUACACAGCAACCACAUUCUCAAUUAGAUUCUGCAGAGACAAAAUCAUCCACCAGUUCUUCUGUGAUGUCCCCCAAUUGCUCAAGCUCUCCUGCUCCAACGAUUACUUUGUGGUAAUGGGGGUGUCUGCUUUUAUUGCUGUCAUGGCAUUUGCCUGUUUCAUAACCAUCACCCUCUCCUAUGUCCAGAUAUUCUCCACAGUCCUCAGAAUGCCCUCUGCUGAAAGUCGGUCUAAGGUCUUCUCCACCUGUCUUCCCCACCUAUUGGUUGUAUCAUGCUUUUACUUCACCGCAACCUGUGCAUAUCUAAAGCCAACCUCAGAUUCUCCAACUACUUUUGACCUCAUGCUCUCCCUGUUUUACACAGUACUUCCUCCAGUACUCAACCCUGUUAUCUACAGUCUGAGGAAUGAGGUUGUGAAAAGGGCUGUAAGGAAGUUACUUCCAGGUGGAGAAUUCAAUGUGAAAAAAUCAUUUUUGUUCUGUUGUUAG
This is a messenger RNA of Nannospalax galili (Upper Galilee mountains blind mole rat), 963 nucleotides long. RefSeq names its product olfactory receptor 14J1-like. Lineage: Eukaryota; Metazoa; Chordata; Mammalia; Rodentia; Spalacidae. The transcript has a single exon. Gene Ontology annotation, molecular function: odorant binding; G protein-coupled receptor activity; olfactory receptor activity. The record is from RefSeq and is a predicted model, not a curated record. Gene Ontology annotation, biological process: G protein-coupled receptor signaling pathway. Gene Ontology annotation, cellular component: membrane. The coding region runs from base 1 to 963 and encodes 320 amino acids.